CGCCUGUACGACAUUUGUCCACUCGCCAUUAAAACACAGCGAAGGAGCACCACACACGGAUCUUGAGCCCCAGUUUUUCGUGGCACAUGUAACCAAAAAUAAUGCACUCCAUCGCGGCAGGGGAGCUCCGAGUUCCCGGAGAGGGGAUCCUGGUAGGAGACAAGCUGUACUCCAGGGUUUGCCUGACUAUAGACUUCUGCCAGCUGCCCCCGGAGCGGCUGCAGAGGAGCCCGUCCGCCGAGCACGGACUGCCCGCCGACACCGAGGAGCUGCUGCGGCUACGGGGCUGCGAGAGGAUCCAAGCCGCCGGCAUCCUGCUCAGGCUGCCGCAGGUAGCCAUGGCUACAGGCCAGAUCCUCUUCCAGAGAUUCUAUUACUGCAAGUCGUUUGUUCGACACUGCGCCGAGACAGUAGCAAUGGCCUGUGUACACCUGGCCUCCAAGAUAGAGGAGGAGCCCCGCAGGGUGCGGGAUGUGCUCAACGUAUUCCAUCAUCUCAAGAACAGAAAAGAGGGAAAAGGUCAGGCUGUCAUGCCCUUGGAUGCUGCCUACAUCAGUAUGAAGGCACAGGUGAUCAAAGCAGAGAGGCGACUUCUAAAGGAGCUGGGCUUCUGUGUGCAUGUCAAACACCCUCACAAGAUAAUCGUCAUGUACCUUCAGGUGUUGGAGUGCGAGAAGAAUACGAAGCUGGUACAGACUGCCUGGAACUACAUGAACGACAGCUUGAGGACGGACGUGUUUCUGAGGUUCAGCGCAGAGACCGUGGCCUGUGCUUGUAUCUUCCUGUCGGCCAGAUCACUGCAGAUCCCGCUACCAGAUUGCCCCCCCUGGUUCGAGCUGUUUGGGGCUUCGGAGGAGGACCUGAAGGAGAUCUGCCUGAGGAUUCUCCGGGUCUACAGCCUUCCCAUGGUCUCCUUCUCCAGUUUACUUCAGCAGGUGGACCAGUGUCGCCAGGUUCUGGAUGCUAUGGCUGCCAAAGCCAAACUAGGAGACGCGUUACUGCUCACCAUGGGAACUCCGACUUUAGACGCCCCUUCAAGCUUCUCUCCAGCUUCCAAAACAGUGUCGCCUGCCGUGUCAAAUCAUAAUAAGAAGUCUCCAGGGUCCCAAGAUGCACUAAACAGCGCUUGCCGAAAACUCACUAAUGGAGAUGGAAAGACCAAAGUGAGUCGCAGUGCUGAAAGAAGGGAGACUCGUUCCAUCACCCCUCCAAAACGCAGACGCAGCCGCAGUGUUUCCUCUCCCUCACGCUCCAUCUCUCCUCUUCACCGGAAAACAUAUAUUAGCCACAGAGAAAAGGACCGAGGAAGAGACAGAAAAAGGGAGCGGAGAGACCGUGAAAAGGAUCGACGGCGAGAGAGGAGAGAUGAAUAUUCACGAAGAAGGUGAUAGUCAUCACUAGAAAUGAGCGACAUACCAAAUUGUGGAUCAAGCACAUCCUCUUUUUAGUCUUUUUGAAACGUUUUUUCUAUUUUUGUACAUGGUUGUACUCUGUGGUGUUUUGGCAAACCAAAUCCAAGAUCAUGAGGUUAAAGCUAAUAUUUGUUGUUGCUUUUUUUUAUUAUUAUUAAAAUACUUUUAUAUUUA
Myripristis murdjan (pinecone soldierfish) is the source of this 1586-nucleotide messenger RNA. Its product is annotated as cyclin-L2-like. Lineage: Eukaryota; Metazoa; Chordata; Actinopteri; Holocentriformes; Holocentridae. The record is from RefSeq and is a predicted model, not a curated record. Gene Ontology annotation, molecular function: cyclin-dependent protein serine/threonine kinase regulator activity. Gene Ontology annotation, biological process: regulation of transcription by RNA polymerase II. Bases 102 to 1388 code for a protein of 428 amino acids. The transcript is spliced from 10 exons.